AUGGACGAUUUAUAUCCCCUUGCAUUAUUGAUGGACGAAUUGAAACACGAUGAUGUUUCCAAUAGAGUCGAAGCCAUGCAAAAACUAGACACUAUUGCCAUAGCAUUGGGUCCCGAAAGAACUCGUAAAGAAUUGUUGCCAUUUUUACACGAUGUUGCUCAAGACGAUGAAGAAGAAGUGUUUACAGUAUUGGGAGCCAAAUUGGGCGAAUUUAUACCUUUAAUUGGUGGUCAUGAAUAUUGUGAACCAUUAAUUGAAAUAUUAACCAUAUUGGCAUCAAUGGAAGAACCACUUGUUAGAGAUAAAGCUAUCGAGUCGUUGAAUCAAAUUAGUCAAGAAUUGAAUCAAGAUGAGAUAAAUAAUGUAUUUUUGGGGUUAAUUACUGGGUUAAGUCAAGGUAAUUGGUUUCUGAAAAAGAUUGCCUCGUGCGGAUUAUACAAGGCGGUGAUUAUUCGUGUUGAUGCAAAUACCAGAAAGGAAUUGUUGCGUACAUAUUUGAAAUUGGUCACUGAUGAUUAUCCCAUGGUUCGAAGAGCAGCAGCGACGAAUUUACCUCAUUUGAUUGACUUGCUAACUAAAUUCACCGAGGAGUCACCCAAUGAUGUCAACAAGGUUAACAAUGAAGAUUGGGAAAUCAUAUCCAAGAUGUUUCAACAUUUGAUUAAUGAUGAUCAAGAUUCUGUCAAAUUCCUUAGUGUUGAUGUCUUGAUUGCUAUUUUGGAAUUUUUCCAAAAGAUUCAUGAGUAUAGUUUUAAUUCCGAUUUCUUGUCCAGUGCAUUAAAAUUGAUUAAAGAUGAUAGUUGGAGGGUUCGGUAUACUGCUGCUGAUAGAUUUAGCAAAAUUGCCAUCAAUUUCACUCACAAUGAACUGGAUUUAUUUCAAUUGAUUGAUCCUUUUAUUUCAUUAAUGAAGGAUCAUGAGGGGGAAGUGAGAAAAGCCAUUGCUAAACAAUUGCCUGGGUUUUGUAAAUUGCUUACUGAAUAUCCACCUACUAAAGCCACCAUCUUGAACAAGAUUGUCCCCGUUGUUAAUGAAUUGAGUCAAGAUCCCCAAGAAAAUGUUCGUGCUUCAUUAGCUUCCACCAUUACUGAGUUAUCCCCCAUUUUAACCAGACAACCAACAAUUGAUAAAUUAUUACCAAUUUUCUUGACAAUGUUGAAAGAUGAGUUCCCCGAUGUUCGAUUAAACAUCAUUUCCAACUUAUCGGUGGUUAAUGAAACGAUUGGAAUUAACCUCUUGUCAACAAAUUUACUUCCCGCCAUUACUGAAUUGGCACAGGAUCAUAAAUGGAGAGUAAGAUUGGCGAUUAUUGAAUAUAUCCCAAAAUUGGCUGAUCAAUUGGGUCAAUCUUUUUUCAACAAUGAAUUGUUGUCGUUGUGCAUGUCAUGGUUAUGGGAUCCGGUAUUUGCCAUUAGAGAAGCAGCAGUAGAGAAUUUGAAGAAUUUAACCGUAAUAUUUGGAUCGCAAUGGGCUACUGAAGAGAUUCUUUCUCGGUUAUUGAAUAAAAGAAAUUCCAAGAUGGAUGAAGAUGGUUCUGGAGUUGGAAACGGCAAUAAUACUGGUGAUGAAAACGAUGAUGACGAUGAUGAUGAUAACAAGAUUGACUAUUCAAAUUUCAUUAUUCGAAUCACCUGUUUAUUUGCUAUAACUUCAUUAAUCCCAGUUAUCAACUACUCAGUCCUUGUUGAUAAAGUUUUGCCAUUUAUAAAUGGAUUAAUCACUGAUUCCGUGCCCAAUAUCAGAUUCAACGUUGCCAAGUCGUACUUAACAUUGGUUCAAUCAUUAAUUCAACAAAGAAAUCAAGCUCCCAAUGAAGAUGAAUUAAAGAAGUUGAUCAAUUUGCAAGUAUUAUCCAACUUGGAGAAAUUGGAAAGUGAUGAAGAUGUCGAUGUCAGAUUUUAUUCGACUCAAAGCAUCAAGGGAAUCAAUGAAAUACUAGCUCAAUAG
Messenger RNA from Lodderomyces parapsilosis, 1947 nucleotides. RefSeq names its product protein phosphatase 2A structural subunit (gene TPD3). Gene Ontology annotation, biological process: protein dephosphorylation. Gene Ontology annotation, cellular component: protein phosphatase type 2A complex; cytoplasm. The transcript has a single exon. Gene Ontology annotation, molecular function: protein binding; protein phosphatase regulator activity. The record is from RefSeq and is a predicted model, not a curated record. Bases 1 to 1947 code for a protein of 648 amino acids. NCBI's taxonomy places the organism in Eukaryota, Fungi, Ascomycota, Pichiomycetes, Serinales, Debaryomycetaceae.